UUUACUUCUCUCUCGCUUCUUCCUUGUAUCACUCACUUUUCAAGCUUACAGGAAGAUCGGGAAGGUCGAUCCUUCCAGCAUUUCGGUCCCGCUUCAAGGUACAAACAUUUUCUUCCUUUCCUUUUUCUAGGUAUACCAUUUCUUGUUUCGGCUGUGUGGAGCAAAGUGUUGCUCGCUUGGGCUAUCGCAAGGAGAGAUGAGCAAAACGGCUGGCUCGCUCCAGGUGCAGAUCUGUGAAGCGUUUCUCUGAAUUGGAAAGAUGGGCUCCGUCAGAAGUGAUAAAGGAGGGACUAGGAGCUCCAAGAUGGAAGGCAAGAGGAGCUUGAGCAUGGGUGUUGGUGCUAUACUUCUGUGGUGGUGUUUCAACGUUAUGACGGUGGUCUCAAAUAAGUGGAUCUUUCAGAUUCUCGAGUUUAAGUUCCCUCUAACAGUAACAAUCAUUCACCUGGUUGUUUCUUCAGUAGGAGCCUUCAUCAGUAUAAGCUUGUUGAGAUUGAAACCUCUGAUCCAUGUAAAUUCUGUAGAUCGCGCUCAGAGGAUACUCCCUAUGUCACUUGUCUUUUGUCUCAACAUCGUGCUGGGUAAUGUGAGCCUGAAAUACAUCCCGGUUUCCUUCAUGCAGACGGUCAAGUCCCUCACUCCAGCCACAACUCUGAUCUUGCAGUGGCUGGUCUGGGGGAAGGUGUUCGAUCGAAAAGUCUGGCUCUCGCUGCUGCCUGUUGUGGGUGGCAUAUUACUGGCCUCGCUCACGGAGCUUAGCUUCAACACAAUUGGCUUCUUCGCUGCCUUCUUCGGCUGCCUGGUUACGUCCACGAAGACAAUCCUAGCAGAAAGGCUUCUACACGGCUUUAACUUCGACAGCAUCAACACUGUCUACUACAUGGCUCCAAACGCCGCAGCAGUUCUUUGUCUGGUGGCACCGUUCGUAGAAGGCGGCGGCGUUUUAAGAUGGAUCCAGGAGCAGGAGUCUCUCGGCAUGCCGCUUCUCGUCCUCGUCGGCUCUGGCGCUGUGGCCUUUUGUCUCAACUUCUCGAUUUUCUACGUGAUCCAGUCCACGACAGCUUUAACAUUCAAUGUCGCCGGCAACUUAAAGGUUGCGGUGGCAAUUGCGGUGUCGUGGUUUGUGUUCCGGAAUCCAAUCUCUGUCAUGAACGGGAUCGGCUGCACGAUAACGCUGCUGGGAUGUACGUUCUAUGGAUACGUGAGCCACAAAGUCUCCUCGUCGUCCACACAGCAGAUCCAGCAGCCGGAGGAAAUCCCCCCAGCCACCAAGGUGUGAGUUCUCGGAGCAAGGUACUUGGGCUCUCCUUCAUUCAUUUACAUUCCACCGAGCUAGAGCUAGAGAUAUAGUUCCAGGCACGUAGCUAAGUUCUCCAUUCUUUCGUACGAAUGCCUUAAAACCAGGUUGGUUCGAUUGUC
Selaginella moellendorffii is the source of this 1419-nucleotide messenger RNA. RefSeq names its product UDP-galactose transporter 1. Lineage: Eukaryota; Viridiplantae; Streptophyta; Lycopodiopsida; Selaginellales; Selaginellaceae. Gene Ontology annotation, cellular component: Golgi apparatus. The record is from RefSeq and is a predicted model, not a curated record. Gene Ontology annotation, molecular function: antiporter activity. The transcript is spliced from 6 exons. Bases 260 to 1279 code for a protein of 339 amino acids.